GUAUUCUCUCUGUAAUAGUUUCUAGAGAGAGAAAAAAGAAAAACACAUCAAGGAAGAAGAAGGAGAGAAGAAGAAGAAGAAGAUACAACAACAACAAAUACAAAAUACUCUCUCCCUUCUUUCCUUGAAGUGCGAUUUUACUAUUUCUCCCUUUCAAUUUGACUUUACAAAAAGGAGAAUCUUAGACGAACUUGGGAUAAAACCCAUUUCCAAAUCCAUCUUAGAUUUCCUUUAAUCUUAAACCACCGAAAACCGUCUUCAUCGGAACAUUCAUUUCGAUUUCCGGGUUGGGUUUUUCUUCUUCUUCCUUUUACAAUUGCUUUUGAAUCUGAUUUCUUCAUAAAAAAACAAAAAUACCCAUCUGGGUUCUUCUUCUUCUUCAUCGUCUGCCGUCGAUAACCAUGACGGUUAAAUCUGAUAAACUUGAUUUCUGGAGGGUUUACUUUCGUAGUUCAAAUUCCGAUUUGUUUGAUAUAAUCGAUAACGCUAUUACUAUAGCGAUUAUAGAUUGUCCAACGGAAUUAAAAUUAAGAAGAGAUCGAAUAGCAGAGAAGUUGUUUUCAUGUCAUAUGUCUCGUUAUUUGGAUCGCGAUUGCGUUGAAUAUUCAAAUCCGAAGGAGGGGGAUGUGGAUGAUGAAGAUGAACCCGGAAUUCAGAAAGGGUUUGAUACUAAAAUAGAAUCCGGUGGAAGUAAGGAAAGCAAGGUCAAUAGUAGCGGUGAUUAUCAUGGAGAAUUUCAAUUGAAUCAAACGAGCAAUUACAGUUAUGGAGAUGCUGAAGCACUUACUGAUGAGAUUGAAGAAGAGAAUCUGAUUUUUCAAGAGGUUUUAAGGAUCAAAAAGAUUAUUGACAACAAUCAAGAUGAGUCGGAUACAAUACUGUUUGAUUCACUAAGGAAACUUCAAUUGAUGGAUUUAUCUGUUGAGACUCUUAAGGCUACAAAGAUCGGUAAAUCUGUCAAUUCUCUUAGGAAACAUAGAAGUAAGCAGAUUCGAAAUCUUUCUAAAACAUUAAUCGAGGUGUGGAAGGAAAUGGUGGAUGAGUGGGUCAAAGUUACUACGGAUCUUGUUGCAGAAGCUACUCCAGAGUCUGGCAAUCCUUCUGUUGUUAAUGAAGUGGAGGAGGAGGAAGAAGAAGGACUUCCUUCUCCUCCAUUGGAUGAUCUUGCGUUUAUCGAUACUCAUACUACCACGAUGGAACUUUCCAAAUUCUUUGAUGGCAUGGAUGAAGAUGGAAAUCCUCAAAACAGCAGGGAAUUGAACAAGAACCGUGACAAUACAAGGAAUCAGCGUAAGGAGACACGAAUUGUGCCCAAUCAGCGUAAGGAACAAGUGAAGAAAGAAGAAACAGUGGUAAUGAAACAACAGAAACCAAUCAUCCCAAGUAAGGAAUUCGAGCAAAGGAGAAUGACUAAACCAAAUGUGCAGCCGAAACCACAAUCUGAAGUGAAAGUCCAGCCGAGAAUGCAGAUGAAGCCACAACCACCUUCUUCUGCUCAACUUGAUAAAUCUAAGACGAAUCUGGAUGAAAAUGCAAAACUUGAAAUUGCAAAGAGGAAGCUACAUGAUAGUUACCAACAAGUUCAAAAUGCCAAGAGACAAAGAACAAUCCAAGUUAUGGAAAUUCAGGAUUGUCCUAAACAGGGAUUAGGACACAGAAAUCCUCAUAUGAAGCCAGGAAAUAACAAUAACAGGAAUUGGAAGAACGGCGUUCGUAGAUAGCUUUCGGUUUAGCAGCUGCUGAUUGAUUCGAAAGAACACGAGUUAACUUGAAUGCGGAUUUGGUUAAAACAAACUCUAUUUGCUCAUCAUAAUCAUUCUUAACUUGGAUGAUCAUUCUCUCCAGCUGCUGCUGCUGCUGACAUUUAUUUUUAUUUUUUUUUCUCAUAAGGCCUCUGACCUGACAGAUUUAGAUUUGCACAUAAAGAAAGUGCAGUUAUUUUGAUUAAACUCAUAUAUCAUGUGAAUGAUUUAGAGAUAUAUUUACUUACAUUCUUAUUGAUAAUAAUAAUAAGGAGAAGAAGAACAAACUUGUACCAUGAGAUUAACUGUUUUUGGUCCAUUCAAUGGGGACUAAUAAUAAAAUAUUAGCUAUUGGCUUUCAA
Impatiens glandulifera is the source of this 2104-nucleotide messenger RNA. Its product is annotated as probable mediator of RNA polymerase II transcription subunit 26b. The coding region runs from base 402 to 1721 and encodes 439 amino acids. Gene Ontology annotation, cellular component: nucleus. The transcript is spliced from 8 exons. The record is from RefSeq and is a predicted model, not a curated record. Lineage: Eukaryota; Viridiplantae; Streptophyta; Magnoliopsida; Ericales; Balsaminaceae.